This is a messenger RNA of Xylona heveae TC161, 3699 nucleotides long. RefSeq names its product NUC173-domain-containing protein. Bases 1 to 3699 code for a protein of 1232 amino acids. The transcript is spliced from 5 exons. The record is from RefSeq and is a predicted model, not a curated record. NCBI's taxonomy places the organism in Eukaryota, Fungi, Ascomycota, Xylonomycetes, Xylonales, Xylonaceae.
AUGUCGUUGCAGGAGAAGCUCGACAAGAUUCGGUCGCCGAAGCUGCAAAAUCAACAGCAGACUGCGCGCGUACUUUCGGCCGUGGAAGAUACCUUACGAGACCAAAAGACAGAAUUUACCCCUACAGCGUAUUUCGCAGCCAUUCUCGCUCUCCUAAGUCAAUCGAUAUCAUCCGAAACUGGAAUCGUCAACAAAGAACUCGCGACUUCAGUUGUAUACCUCCUGGACCUGGUAACACCUCAUGUUUCCCAGCCGUUGCUACGGUCCAAGUUUUUUCAAAUUUUGACACACCUUGCUCCCGCUCUCACCAAUGCUGAAGCCGAAGCGCCGCUUCUACGACCGUCUAUCGGCUGCCUUGAAUCCCUUUUGAUUGCACAAGAUGCGGCAGCCUGGGCGCUUCCACAGACUCAGGUCGGCCCAAGACGAGCCAUUGCGGGUCUACUGCAUUUUGCUGUAGACCACCGUCCGAAGGUUCGAAAGCGGGCUCAGGAUGCGCUGGUCAAGAUUCUCAAGAGUCCACCUCCGAGUCCAUCGCUUGAUCAUCCUGCGGCUGAUAUGUGUGCGGAAACCGCUUUGAAGAGUUUGAGUGAUCUCGCCAGCGCGACCGGCAAAAGCAAGAAGCACCGGGAAAACAGCCAAGGGCGUCCCCAUGAAUCAUCCUUAAUUCAUGCCCUGCAACUGGUCAAGACAAUUGCAGACGCUUCUGGCGGUUGGCCUUCGCGAAAGAUGGAGUCUCUGUGUGACUUACUGUUGAGCAUCUCCAAGUCAAGCAAUGAAUAUCUCACCAUGGCAGCAUUCGAUGUCUUUGAAGCCAUAUUCGAAGGAAUGGCUGAUGGCUUCUCUGCCACGAAGCUUCCACACCUCUUGGAAGUCAUUUCUGAGUUGCGGCCAUCCCAGAAUGAUUCACAGCUUCUUCCCCCCUGGAUUGCGAUCCUCUCUAGGGGCUAUGAUGUUUCUGCUCAGAUCGAUCCUGAAAGUACAUUUGCCAAAUUGCCGGACCUCUUUACAUUGGUUUCUGGCUUUCUGGCUUCCUCUUCUCACAAUAUUCGGGUGUCCGCCGCGGAGUGUCUCAUUUCCUUCCUAGCCAAUUGCGUCCCAGAUUCAGCAAUCAUCGAGCCUUCGAUAUUUGAUGAAAAGAUUCUUGAGAAAAUUGCUAAGUCCGGGGUCGACCUGCUCAGCGUUAAAUACCAACAAGCUUGGAUGGAGGUCUUUACUGUACUGGGUGCCAUGUUUGACGCCUUGCGAUGGAGAAGUUCGCCACUCCUCUUGGAUGUCGUGAAGAUCUUGGGCGAUCUCCGCGACAACAGUUCUUUCACCAGUAAGAAAGAGGUCGACGAAAUACUAGGCAAAGCAAUAGGUGCAAUGGGCCCUGAGGCAGUUUUGAACCUGAUCCCGCUCAACUUGACCAAGCCGAAAACCGGACAGCCAGGAAGAGCCUGGCUACUACCUGUCCUUCGUGACAGCAUCAACAAUGCCCAUUUAGCGCAUUUCCGAUCCGAGUUCGUCCCACUGAGUGAGGCCAUGUUUCAAAGGGUGAUCAACCAUGGUGGCGCCGAAAAAACUAUGGAAAUCAAGAUCUUUGAAACGCUAGUCCAGCAGAUAUGGGCACUCCUACCAGGAUACUGCGACUUGCCGUUGGACAUAAUUGAGGCCUUUGACCAGAGCUUUGCUGAGCUCAUCGCCAAUUUGCUUUACAAGCAGACCGAGUUGCGAGUGGAUGUGUGCAAAUCUCUUCAGCUCUUAGUUGACUCGAACAAGGCGGUGCUGGCCAUUGGUACAGAACCCGAGAACCUUCUCGAACAGCGGAGGAUUUCGAUUGCCCAGGCGAAAAAGAAUCUAGAUCAUCUAGCCACAUUUUCCGGAAAUAUGCUCGCUGUGCUCUUUAAUGUCUAUAGCCAGACUCUUCCGCAGUAUAGGGGCUUCAUUUUGAACUGCAUCAGUACUUUCCUCAGUAUUACCUCAGAAAAGGAACUCAUCGAGACGUUCGCGCGAGUUACGGGCAUGCUUGAAUCUUCUCUCGGAGAAGGCGGAGCCCAGACUCAAGCGGAUAAACAAAGACAAAAGGAGAAAAACGCUGGCGAUAAGAUGCCACCCAUGAGUCACACGCUCAUGGAUUUAGUUAUCACCAUUUCCAUUUACCUGCCGCGAGAGAGCUUUGCCACGCUAUUCAAUAUCUCGGCGUUGAUUGUCGCCAAAGACGAUGACCCCCAGCUCCAGAAAAAGGCAUAUAAACUUAUCCCGCGCCUUGCAGACUCCGAUUUGGGCAAAGCUGCAUUAGUCGAGCGCAAUGUUGAGCUGCAACAGCUGCUUCUUCAAAGCGCCUCGAAAGCUUCCGCGCCUGCUCGAAGAGAUCGUCUGGAUGCCCUUGCUAAGAUUGUCACGUUUCUUCCUCAAUCUGAUCUCCAUUUCAUCCCUUCCAUCCUUUCUGAAGUUGUUAUUUCCUGCAAGGAGGUCAAUGAAAAAGCGAGAGCUGCAGCCUUUGAUUUACUUGUAUUAAUGGGAGAGAAGAUGGCAGAAGGCGGCACAGUUGUUAAUUCCAAGGUAGAGCAUAUGCCUGACGAUGCACCGGAUGUGCCAGCCACGAUCGAGGAGUAUUUCACCAUGGUCUCUGCGGGGCUUGCUGGAUCAACGCCACACAUGAUCAGUGCUUCGAUUACUGCAUUGACAAGGAUACUCUACCAUUUCCGCGAAUCAUUAUCGGAAGCUGUUGUGACGGACUUGGUCCAGACCAUGGAUCUUUUUCUGACAUCAAACAACCGAGAGAUUGUCCGUUCUGUCCUCGGAUUUGUCAAGGUCUCAGUCAUUGCUCUGCCGGUUUCUCUCAUGCUGCCGCGACUUGAGACCCUACUUCCAAACCUCAUGGUCUGGAGCCACGAACAUAAGGCUCACUUCAAGGCAAAGGUUAAGCAUAUUAUCGAAAGAAUGAUUCGUCGAUUUGGUCUCUCUGUCGUCGAAAAGUGCACGCCUGAAGAUGACAAGAAGCUAAUCACCAACAUUCGCAAGACAAGAGAUCGUCGCAAGAGGAGAAAAGAUGAGGGCAAAGAUCAUGAAGGCACUGGAAAAGAGACAAACCGUAAAGGCCGAUUUGAGAGCGAAUAUGAUGAGGCCGUAUAUGGUAGCGAUGAGAGCUCCGACGGCUCUGAUGUUAGUGAUGACGAAGUUCUUGGCAAGCAUGGCAGAAAGCCCAAGACUGGGCAGGCGUACAUUGUCGAAGAUGAAGACGAGCCUCUGGAUCUUCUGGACCGGCGAGCUUUGGCAAACAUCUCGUCCACGAAACCCCUCAAGUCCCGACAGCCGCCUGCAUCAAAGACUAAAGCAAAGGUUGACCUGGAUGGCAAACUUCUGCUUGACGAUGAUUCCGAUGAUGAGAUGAUGGACUUUGGUGAGGACGGCAAUGUCGGUGCUGGCGACGGUUCAAUGGAAGGAGGUAUCAACGCCUAUGUGCAGGCGCUGAAGGGCAAAGACGCGCCCAAGCGCGGCCAGCGCGGAAAGCUCAAGUUCAGUAACAAGAGAGGCACAGACGAUGAUGACGAAGAGAUGGAAAUAGAUGAGGAGGAGGUAGCACAGAAAAUGAAAGCGAAGCAGCGCGGGAGCGGAGGACCAAAAAGGAAGGAUCAAAGGAAAGGUUUGGGGGCACAAAAAACAAAAAGCGGACGGAUACAAAAAGGUGGUUCUGGAGGCAAGCACGGACGGCGUUAA